AUAUGUUUUAAGUUGUCCUGGCUGCUGCUGAGGACUGCAGGGAGAGUGUGUUGCCAGUGUGUGAUUACAGUUAUAAAAAGCUGCAGACGUUUGUUGCUUGAUGUAAGAAGAAGCCGUGUAGGAGAAGUGUUUGCACUGAGUAUGUCUCUUAGGGAUCCUCCAUAUGAUCCACCAUCGGUCUCAGAGCUGCAGGAGUUCCUGCAGGCGAACAGAAGACCGACCGGACAUGUCAACGAAGUCUGGCCAAACCUUUACAUAGGCAACGAGGCUGCAGCUCGUGACAAAGGCGCUCUCCACAGCCUGGGCAUUACACACAUUGUAAAUGCUGCCCAUGGACCCCUCAACUCCAGGUCUGGACARGGUUUCCAUGUCAGCACCGGCCCUCGUUUCUACAGAGACAUGACGUUGGAUUAUUAUGGGGUGGAGGCUGACGAUGCGACAGAUUUCAUCCUCAGCCCUUUUUUUUAUCCGACAGCACGUUACAUCAGAGCUGCACUGGCCAUGGGAGGACGGGUGUUUGUUCACUGUCUGAUGGGCGUGAGCCGCUCUGCAACCUUGGUUCUGGCCUUCCUGAUGAUCGUCGAAGGCCUGAGGCUGCAGGAGGCGGCGGCUGCCGUCAGACGGCACAGAGACGUCUGUCCCAACCCCGGCUUCCUGCAGCAGCUUCGCAGCCUCGACAUGAGCCUGGAGAGGGAGCGGAGGAGAAAGAGACAGGCCCAGGCACUAGAGCAUUUAGGUGAGCAGGGGGAAACACCAUCCCUGACAGAGCUGAGGGAAAUUCUCUGGACAAACAGGAAGCCUGUGGCACCUGUCAAUCAAGUCUGGCCCAACCUUUACGUUGGAGAUGAGUCUGUUGCACGAGACAAAGCCACUCUCUCAUCUCUGGGUGUGACUCACGUGCUGAACGCUGCAGCAGGUCGACGCCGGAUCAACACGGGUCAGCAGUUCUACUCUGACACGCAAAUCGUAUACCACGGUGUAGAAGCUGCAGACCAUCCCGAGUUCAAUCUUCAGCUUUUUUUCAGCUCUGCUGCACAGUUUAUAGACAGCGCUCUGGAGACAAAUGGAAAGGUGCUGGUUCACUGCGCCAUGGGGGUGAGCCGCUCUGGAGCGUUGGUUUUGGCCUUCCUGAUGCUCUGCCAGGGCCUGUCGUUAGCGGAGGCCAUCACUGCGGUGCGUCUGAACCGAGACAUCGGACCGAACUCUGGAUUUCUGGAGCAGCUCAGACAGCUGGAGCUGAGCCUCCAGCGGAGCAAAUGAGUCCGAGAGAAUGU
This is a messenger RNA of Austrofundulus limnaeus, 1274 nucleotides long. RefSeq names its product dual specificity protein phosphatase 13 isoform B. NCBI's taxonomy places the organism in Eukaryota, Metazoa, Chordata, Actinopteri, Cyprinodontiformes, Rivulidae. Gene Ontology annotation, biological process: protein dephosphorylation; negative regulation of MAPK cascade. The record is from RefSeq and is a predicted model, not a curated record. Gene Ontology annotation, molecular function: protein tyrosine/serine/threonine phosphatase activity; MAP kinase phosphatase activity. Gene Ontology annotation, cellular component: cytoplasm. The transcript has 7 exons. The coding region runs from base 142 to 1260 and encodes 372 amino acids.